Salvia miltiorrhiza (redroot sage) is the source of this 996-nucleotide messenger RNA. RefSeq lists its product as uncharacterized. NCBI's taxonomy places the organism in Eukaryota, Viridiplantae, Streptophyta, Magnoliopsida, Lamiales, Lamiaceae. The record is from RefSeq and is a predicted model, not a curated record. Bases 402 to 899 code for a protein of 165 amino acids. The transcript has a single exon.
ACGCUAUAAAUUCCUCUCUUCAUUUCCAUUAUGUACAAAAUCUCACCCUCCCAAUCAAAACCACCCAAAUUCUCUGAAAAUGGCCAUCCCAUUUCCAGAUUUCCCAGAAAACCCAAUAAAUUUUAAAUCACUGAACAAGAAUCAAAACUUGGAAAAACUCAAAAAGAGUACUAAACCCAACCAAAAAUCACUGUGGGCAUUUUUGUCUUCCAUUUUGAUAUACACUUCCGUGUUCUACAUUUUUAACCUCUCACCUUCGAGCUUAAUCUGUAGCACCAAAUUCUGGUUUUUCAUAUCAAACACCCUCGUUCUCAUCGCCGCCGUUGAUUUUGCCGCAUUUUCUCACGACCAAGGGCACGUCAUCAAACACGCUACCACCACAUCAUCAUCAAAAAGCAACAAUGAUCAAAGACAACACCGCCGCCACAUCGUCUAUCACUAUCAAAGACACUGCUGCCACGUCACCCAAAGGCGGCGCCAUCGUCUUGUUUGAGGCGACUACGUGGCAUGACGUGAAAGAAGAAGAGAAUCCCAAGGAGAAGAUUCGCGCGCGGAGUAAUUCCGUGGUCGUGGCGGCGGCGGAGGAAGAGGGGAAGGCGAUGGUUUUGCAUAGAACAUUGUCGGAGAAGCACGAUCGCGAAGAUCAUCGAUCAUUCGAAGACGAGAAAGUUAACGAGUUUUCACAAAUGUCCAAUGAAGAAUUGAACAAAAGAGUCGAGGAAUUUAUUCGACGAUUUAAUAGGCAGAUUAGGCUUCAAGCACGACACAAUUUGGAGAUGAAUCAAAUUCAGUUAAGAUCGAUGAGACCCGAGUUCGAGUUUUUAUGUAUAAAGAAAUCGUUGUUCUACCAACUACUUCACAUACAUUUCAUGAAGCUUCGAUUUUUUUUUUCCCCUUAGAUCCUUUUAUUGAUGUAGUGAGGCUUUUAUAGAUUAUUGUAAUUAGCCGGAGAGUAUUUAAAUUACAAUUAAUUAUACGAUACUGACCUUUAAAAUA